Messenger RNA from Dalotia coriaria, 1909 nucleotides. RefSeq names its product syntenin-1-like. Gene Ontology annotation, cellular component: cytoplasm; plasma membrane. Gene Ontology annotation, molecular function: protein binding. The record is from RefSeq and is a predicted model, not a curated record. The coding region runs from base 382 to 1272 and encodes 296 amino acids. The transcript has 4 exons. NCBI's taxonomy places the organism in Eukaryota, Metazoa, Arthropoda, Insecta, Coleoptera, Staphylinidae.
GCACCAAAACGUACUUCAUUCUCGACUCACGCGUAAUUCAGAAAUUAUUUUGUCCCGUUUUCGUUGGAUUCAUUGCAUGUGUCAGUCGUGUCAACGGCACUUUGAGAUUUUCGUGUGCCUCUGUGACUCAUCCCACACUCUCGCAGUGUCUCUCGACAGCAACCAACACAUUCAGCGAAUGUUGUUGUGUUUCUCGUGACAGGCUUCGCAUGUAUCGCGGUUUGCUUAUCCAGUUGCCACUCAAAUAGUGAAUAGUUUGGUUCGCUCUGUUAAUGCAGUUGAGUUGCUUUUGCAGAGAGCAGAGUUCACAUAACUCACAUCACAACCAAGGAACAGUAUUGUCAUCGUUUGCUGCAAUCCAAAAUAUAAAACAAGACCAAAAUGGCUCUAUAUCCAAGUUUGGAAGAUAUGAUGGUUGAUAACAUGGCUCACGCCCAGAUCAAGGCCUACAAUGAGCAAGUCCAGCAACCCAUCAUGUCAGCACCACCACCAGAAUUGGCAGGCUAUGCAACAGCCCCAAAUGCCAUCACAUAUCCAUCCCUUCAUGAAUACAUGGGAUUGGAGUUAUCCCCAGCUGUGAUUGCAGCCAAUAUGCCAGAGUAUGCUGUUGCACUACCAACUAAUAACUCUGCCGCAACUCCUGGCAAUAUGGUUGCGCCCUUAUCGGGCUCUUCAGUAGGUCUUCGUCGUGCGCAAUGCACAAAUGGCGUACGCCAAUUGAUUCUUUGCAAGGGCGCUGAUCAAAAAGUGGGCCUGCGAGUGAAACCAAUCGACAACGGUGUCUUUGUCUGUCUGGUUGUGGAUGGAUCUCCUGCAGCCAAAGCUGGCCUCCGGUUUGGAGACCAGGUGUUACAGAUCAAUGGCGAACAGGUUGCCGGCUAUUCUAUGGAGAAGGUGCACGCUUUGCUUAAACGCUCACCGGUCAACGGCAUCUCUGUAGUGAUCCGCGACCGCCCCUUCGAGCGCAACAUUACCCUGCACAAGGACAGCGCUGGUCAAGUUGGCUGCCAGUUCAAAAACGGUCGCAUCACAAAUAUCGUCAAAGAUUCGAGUGCGGCACGCAACGGCCUACUCAUUAAUCAACAGUUACUUGAGAUUCAAGGCGUUAACGUUGUGGGUCUGAAGGAUAAGGAGCUUUCGAAAAUGAUUGCCGAUGGAGGCGACGUCAUUACGUUUACUAUUAUUCCCAGCUUUAUUUACGAUCAUAUGGUUAAGAAGAUGUCUGGAUCUCUUCUGAAGAAUAUGAUGGAUCACUCAGUCCUUAAUAUUUAGAUUAACGAAGCGGCCAUAUUGAAGGAAAUAACGUCACAUAUAUCUAAUCCACAAAUCCUAUAUUAACCGCAAAUAUUCCCCUAAAAACGUAUUAUUCCCAAAUUAUCCCUCGGCCAUUAUUUAUUCGCAGAUUAUUUAGGGCGAAACCAAAUGAUUCAUUUAUAGACUUAAAUAUUUUUAUAGUAAUCGACAUUUAAUAAUAAUCAAAAAAGGUACCAAAUAUUGCACAAAACACAAAACUAUACUUAAUUUUAUCACUUUGACUGUUUUGAAAUCACACAAGCUCAAUUUUCAAUUGCAUCACAAAGUAUCUGAAAACUUUAUAAUUUCACACAGUUUGUUGUUUUUCGCUAAACUAUUUGCACUAAUUACUUGUUUUUCAUGGUAUUCCUGUGUUAGAUAUGUUAGUUAUAGUUAAUUAUAGGUAUACUCAUGUUACAUGUUAUUAUUGAUAAGUUUGACUGUUGCAAAUUCAAUGCAAACUUUUUUUUGUUAUUCUUCAUGCUAUGACAAUGACUAUACCAGAUUAUACAUAAACACAUACUAUUCAUUUUGCAUAUGUGUAAAACGUAAACUUUGUAAACAGUUAUGUAUGCCAUAGAAGUUAUAUUUAAAAAAAUCUUUUUUAAAUCCACAA